This is a messenger RNA of Candidozyma duobushaemuli, 2067 nucleotides long. RefSeq lists its product as uncharacterized. The transcript has a single exon. Lineage: Eukaryota; Fungi; Ascomycota; Pichiomycetes; Serinales; Metschnikowiaceae. Bases 1 to 2067 code for a protein of 688 amino acids. The record is from RefSeq and is a predicted model, not a curated record.
AUGUCUGAUGAACAGCGGCUGUCUUUAUUAACACAUAAACGGCCUGAUCCGGAGAGCCAGAUCGGCUCGGAAUCUCCACAAGUGACUCCUCAAGAAACACCACAGAGCUCACCAGAAGAAUCGCCAGAACCAGAAUUGCAGACCCGAUGGGGAGCUCUUCAUCCGAAAACAUGGAAGGAUUCUCUAAAAAGCUUUUUUGUUGCCUGGGUAAGUGGCCCCACUCAUCCUCGUGAUGAUCCUCCCCAACCUAUAUGGAAACUUCGCCAGUUAGAACUACUCCCGGACCGGUUCCGGAGAAAGGUGCUGCCCACAUCUAGAGUGAUCAUUUUGCUUGUGUAUAUGCUUGUUUGGAUUGCCAUCUGGUCCAGGGUGCUUCUUCCGUACUUUACGGAGGUUCCUGAAGUCAAGGGAGAUUCAGAUGCUACGGUCAUCUCGUUAACGUGCACUGACGCUUACGACUUCUGGAAAGGAAAGAACGCUGCUUGUGGGCUAGACGCAAAAGCUUGUCCAAAGCUCCAUCAAGAUAAAGAUGUGAUCAUCAGGUGUCCCGCCUUGUGUGACCGUGGUAGCUGGCUCUACUCGCUGAGGGCUGUGGGAGACCAGAUGAUCAAGUAUAGAGGAUUGUUUGUUGGAGGCGGUGAAAAGGAACGUGAUGAAGAUGGCACUAUCACGCACCCAUACAGGGCAGACUCGUUUCCUUGUGGAGCUGCCGUGCAUGCUGGCAUAGUAUCACCUUUCUACGGGGGAUGUGCCAAAGCGUCCUUCAGCAGCGGUUCUCAGUCGUCAUUUGCAGCGCAAAAGGGCCACUAUGGCGUUUCUGAUUCGAUCGAAUUCGACUCCUUCUUCCCCACUUCGUAUGUGUUCACGGAGCUUGAGUCGAAAGUCUCGCAUUGCAAAGACCCUAGACUUGUGGUGCUUUUCUUGAACAUCUUGCUCGGCUUGCCUAUAGUCAUCUUGGGCUCUUCAACAGUCUUUAUUUGGGUGAUCAUGUCGGUGGGCUUCUGGACAAUCACUUUGGCUACAGACCCUCCAACCCUCGUAGACCCAGCCAGUCUGGAAACCUUUUACGAAUUGGUUUCGCUCAGUUUGGGCAGAUUCUUGCCUACAUGCUUUGUGAUGUAUUUCUUGUGGGAGGUCAGCAUCAAACGAACAUUCAGCAAACCCCAGGAGGAGAACAUCAACCCGGCUGAUGAUCAAACUCCAACAGGAUCACCAAUGUCUAGACUCAUUUUUUGGUAUCCUUUCUUUUGGCUUGGCGUGCUCAACAAUAUUACAUUCGAUAGAUUACCCGUUGACAGACUCACGCUUAAAGAUCUCAAGGCUCAACCGGGUGCUCUUCUUACAGUUUCUGUAUUUGCAGUGAUUAUCGUCGUUUGCGUCAUCACGCAAGCAUACCUGGUGUGGCUCUCAGGUAGAUUCAACAAGCUCAUCAAAGUAUACAUCAUGAUGUUCGCUGCGUUGUUUGCGAUUGCAUGGAUUCCUGGUUUGACGCUCCGUAUCCACCACUACAUCUUUGCGUUGAUGUUUAUCCCUGGAUGCUCCACUAGAGGCCGUACCGCAUACGUAUUCCAGGGUCUUCUACUCGGACUUUUCCUUUCUGGUGUUGCUCGUUGGGGUUAUGCUUCCAUUGCUGAAACCAAUUUGUCUCUCUUGCGUGGUGAGCCAGCAGGCAAGAUCACCCCACCGACAAUUUUCGAUGUGAAUGCUGCCGAUGGCAUGAUCUAUUGGGAAGACAGCUUUGACACUGCCGAGGUCAAGAACAGCACCUACUUGACCAACGAGCUCACAAAGUACACCCAUGUCUCCCUUUUGGUCAACGACGUCGAGAGAUACAUUGACGUGAACGAAGGCAAACUCAAUUUGACAGAACUCGUCGAAAAUAAUAAGUAUCUCGACGAGCUCGUCAAAAUGUCGAUGGUUCAGCAAGCUGAUCCUGCCGAUAUUGCACUCUACUUGCGGAUAUCCAGGUACGAUCCCAAGAGCAAGCGCCACGGCGACUACACCAAAGCUUACAAACUUCAAUACCCCAGCUUCAACCUUACCAAAGCAGCAUCGGGAGUGACAUGA